AUGAAGCUGGUGAACGGAGGAGGAGGAGGAGGAGGAGGAGGAGGAGGAGGAGGAGGAGGAGGAGGAGGUGGUGAGAAGACUGCCUUUUCCUUUAAGAAGUGCUCUGCUUUCCAGUUUGUCAAGAGGAAGGUACGAAGAUGGAUGCGGAACCCGAAGGUGAGCGUGGACAAGGCCCAGGGGAAAGGUCACUUCUACCCCUGUCCCAAGGGUCCGCUGGCCGAGGACCUGUGGUACACGCACGUUUCCUCGCCGUACGGCUGCUGUCACAACGCCGGACUGCCGGUUGGCCAGUACUAUCACCAUGAGCCGUGCUCGCCGUGCCCUGCCGGCGGCCAAACGAGCGGCCAUGACAAGAGCAAGGGCUGCAAGGUCAGGAAGUGGAAGAUGCUGGGUCGCCAUCACGAGGACGGCACAGCCAGGCAGAAGGAGGCCGAGUCGGACGGCCACCUGGGGGGUUGCCAUUCCUGGGGGCUCCACGCCUCGCCCCGCCUGGCCAGCCCUGUCAUGCUGGAGUGCUCCGUCUGCAGCGGACCCUACAUCAGCUACACCAUGGAGGACGUCUGGCAGCCGCGCCAACGCACACAGGCGAUGGACCUGUACUACCACAAUGAGUCAGACCCUGACAGCUACUGUUGCCCUGGCGACAACACUUUCAUGAAACAGAGGAGGAUGGGACUGAACGACUUCAUUCAGAGGCUCGCCACGAACUCCUACGCCUGCAAGCACCCGGAGGUUCAGUCUAUUCUGAACUUGAGUCCUCCUCAGGAUGCCGAGCUCAUGAACGCAAACCCCUCUCCCCCUCCCAGUCCAUCCCAACAGAUCAACCUCGGCCCGUCCUCCAACCCCUCGGCCAAACCCAGCGACUUCCACUUCCUCAAGGUGAUCGGCAAGGGCAGCUUCGGCAAGGUCCUGCUGGCGCGCCACCGCACGGACGACCAGUUCUACGCCGUCAAAGUCUUACAGAAGAAGGCCAUCCUCAAGAAGAAAGAGGAAAAACACAUCAUGUCAGAGAGGAAUGUGCUGCUGAAGAAUGUCAAGCACCCGUUCUUGGUGGGACUGCACUUCUCAUUCCAGACAGCGGACAAACUCUACUUCAUCCUGGACUACAUCAAUGGAGGAGAGUUGUUCUACCAUCUACAGAGAGAGCGUUUCUUCCUGGAGCCCAGAGCCAGGUUCUACUCUGCGGAGAUCGCCAGCGCCCUGGGCUACCUCCACUCGCUCAACAUCGUCUACAGGGACCUGAAGCCGGAGAACAUCCUGCUGGACUCGCAGGGACACAUCAUCCUCACAGAUUUCGGCCUGUGCAAGGAGAACAUCGAGCCCAACGGGACCACGUCGACCUUCUGCGGUACGCCAGAGUAUUUAGCUCCUGAGGUGCUUCACAAGCAGCCGUACGACAGGACAGUGGACUGGUGGUGUUUAGGAGCUGUUCUCUACGAGAUGCUCUACGGCCUGCCUCCGUUCUACAGCCGCAACACAGCAGAGAUGUACGACAACAUCCUGAACAAGCCGCUGCAGCUGAAACCCAACAUCUCCAACGCGGCCAGACACUUGCUGGAGGGCCUUCUGCAGAAGGACCGCACCAAGAGGCUGGGCUGCACAGACGACUUUAUCGAAAUCAAGAACCACGUAUUCUUCUCUCCCAUCAGCUGGGACGAACUCAAUGCCAAGAAGAUCACUCCUCCCUUCAACCCCAACGUGACGGGGCCCAACGACUUGCGGCACUUUGACCCCGAGUUCACAGACGAGCCGGUGCCCAACUCCAUCGGCUGCUCCCCGGACAGCGCACUCGUCACGGCCAGCAUCAAAGAGGCGACAGAUGCCUUCGUGGGCUUCUCCUACGCCCCCUCUAUGGACUCCUACCUAUAGGAUUUAAACACAAGACAAUCAAAAAGACACCAGUUUUAGAUUUACCGGGCAUGAACUGCGUCCACGGACCUGCAUCUUGACCCCACCCGACUUUUCCUCAACGUCAUGGUGAUGGAUGUUUUUAAACCAACCCCUGCAACAGCUCUGCAUCUACAAAAUGAAAUGUAUACAUGUGUUCUUACCAUAAUCUCUCCAACUCUUGAAUGCAUUUUGAGAUGACUUGCUACAGGAGGAUCCCUGUAGCUCAAAUGACUCACUGGGGUUGUAAUCCUCCAUUUUUACCACGAUUUACCGAUGCACAAAUUCUUCCUCCUUCUGCCUCGGACAGACACCAACAUCCCUCUUCAGUUUUUCGAUUGUCUGUCUUUAAUCUGAUAGUGGAGGUCCUUUGCACAUAGCUCAGGCAGCUUAAAAGCCCCCCCCUCCCCUUUCCUCAACCCUGAAGUCUCAACUGACAAGCACACCCCACCCUCUUUUCUUAAAAGCUGGGCUGCACUGCACCGGCUCUGAAAAUUAAUACCUGUUGAGUCUGAACGCGUAGCUCUGAGAUGACAUUCAUUUUGGUGCUUUGGUUUCUUCUAAUUUCCUGUCUGGGUGAUAGAAAAAGGGAGUCCUUUUCAGCUGAAUGUUACAGAUGGGGACAUUUUUAUUUUCUCAGAGGUGCCUUUAUUUUUCUUCUCACCAUCAGAACUCACAUCUUUACAGGUUUUGUCAGUGUCCAACCUUAUAACGUCACCGGAGAGGAACGACGACGUAGCACUAAAAUUUCACUCGCACCCGUUCUGUCUUUUUAAACACGUGAGACGUAGGAACUCGACGGAGGUUUCAUGUCUUAGUUUGCACAUAGAAACAACGAGGAUAAUGCUGAUAAAGAGCGAGAGAGCACUGCUGCUAGGUGAGAAAGCGAGUAACGUGUUUGCGUAGUUCUGCUUGCCAACUGUGUCCCCCUCACGGAGUCUUCCAUCCACCUCACAACAAUGUAAUGGCGGCAUGCAGACAGGCCGGCGCACAUUGAAACCGAACAUUCCAUGUUAAUAUUGCUGUAAUGCAGUUUGAUGGUAUUUAAGUUUGUUUGUAUAUUUGGAGUUCUGUGUACUAGUUUUAAUGUAUAUUGAACAAAAGACGACUAAAGGUAUGCUUAAAUAUAUAUAUAUAUGUAACAAUUCAUGUUAAAUGUACUGUAAAUUGUAAAAUUGUCCAAAAUUUAAGUGACCAUGUUUGGUUUGCAAUAAAAGUUUAACUUUA
This is a messenger RNA of Limanda limanda (common dab), 3114 nucleotides long. It is a transcript of the gene sgk1, whose product is annotated as serum/glucocorticoid regulated kinase 1. Gene Ontology annotation, molecular function: protein serine/threonine kinase activity; ATP binding. The record is from RefSeq and is a predicted model, not a curated record. The transcript has 14 exons. NCBI's taxonomy places the organism in Eukaryota, Metazoa, Chordata, Actinopteri, Pleuronectiformes, Pleuronectidae. Gene Ontology annotation, biological process: protein phosphorylation. The coding region runs from base 1 to 1869 and encodes 622 amino acids.